Molecule: messenger RNA, 815 nt
Organism: Dermacentor albipictus
Lineage: Eukaryota; Metazoa; Arthropoda; Arachnida; Ixodida; Ixodidae
Source: RefSeq, a predicted model, not a curated record
CGGGAACAGCAGGUGAACGCAUUCCGCGAUAACGUUGUCAUAACAACCUGGAAACUGGUGGUGACUGUUCUCAUUUCCACGAAUAUGAUCCUGGCGUGAAGGAGCUACAGUUACAGUACGGAACAACGACUAUCAUGGUGAAUAUCCGUCUCGCGCGCCUCUUACUCGGCCUGUGUGCGUUAGCAGCAUUUGCCGGAUUUAUUCUCACCCGCUUUGGCUACAUGAUCGGGGAUGACAAAUUGCACCAGUUCCGUAACAGGGCCGAGGUCAAAGUCCAGGAUUCUCUCACCUUCAACGACAUAAUACUUGUCAUGCCCACUGCAAGCGAGAGAAUGACCCUGGUGUUCGUAAUAUGCGAGAGCCAUUUUGAUCUCGGCAUAGUUGCUGUGAAAUCAGCUGUAGCCUACUCAACGACAAGGCUACACCUAGUCGUCAUCGCAGAUAAACAGAACGAGGAAAAGAUGCGAAGUGAGUACUCCUCCUGGCCAGAUAGCGUCAGAAAACGUGUGAGCUGUGAAGUGAAGCUGGACUGGUUCCCCAAAGAUAACUACUACGAGUGGCGCUCUAUGUUCAGACCUUGCACAACUCAGAGGCUUUUCUUACCGAGUAUGCUUCCUAACGAAGAUGCUGUCAUCUACGUUGACACAGACGUGGUAUUUCUGCAUCCGGUCGAAGACUUUUGGAGAAUGUUCUACGCCAUGAACGAUUGGCAGAUGGCCGGCAUGGCACCGGAGACAGAGAACUUUACACAGAACUACUACUUGACAAAAGCACUCCACCCUUUCGUGCAACCAUUUGUGUCCGUUUCAAACUGA